UUCUCUUUCCAUUGGAGCGGCUCAGUUUGUUUCUUUACACUCGGUCGGAGCAGAGCGGUUGUUAUUUACCACCGGGUUUGUUCAAAGGUCGGAGUGAAGCCAGAAGAAGAAGAAGAAGAAGAAGAAGAAGAAUUAGAAAUAGAGGAAGAAAAGGAGGAAGACGAUCGGAGAUUCAGAGUUGAGGAGACUUGAGGGCGUCCUCUUCCGUCUUCCUUCCCCCAAACCACAGCAGAUUACUGAAUUUCAGUAAGAAUGCAUUUGACUGUGCUUCUGUUUGCAUCGGCGCUCUCUGUGGCCACCUUCGCCUUGGACAAUGGGGUGAUGAGGACCCCUCCGAUGGGCUGGUUGGCAUGGGAACGAUUCCGCUGUGACAUCGACUGUGAACACGACCCCAAGAACUGCAUCAGUGAGAAUCUGUUCAUCGACAUGGCGGACAGACUCUCGGAGGACGGCUGGAGGGAACUUGGAUAUGUGUAUGUGAACAUAGACGACUGCUGGUCCUCCAUGCAGAGGGACGAGAAGGGACGGCUGCAGGCGGACCCUAAAAGGUUCCCUGGAGGUAUCCCUAAACUGGCACGCUACUUGCACGACAGGGGGCUCAAGCUGGGGAUCUAUGGGGACAUGGGCACACACACAUGCGGAGGUUACCCCGGCACACCACUGGACAAGAUCGAGAUAGACGCUCAGACCUUCGCCGACUGGGAGGUGGAUAUGUUUAAAUUUGACGGCUGUUAUUCUAACGCCACAGAGCAGGCGCAGGGUUAUCCUCUGAUGUCAAAGGCUUUAAAUGCUACUGGCCGUCCUAUUGGCUACUCCUGCAGUUGGCCUGCCUAUCAGGGUGGCCUGCCACCGAAGGUAAACUACACUCAGCUGGGGGAAAUCUGCAACCUGUGGCGUAACUAUGGCGACAUCCAGGACUCUUGGGACAGUGUCCUGAAUAUUGCUGACUGGUUCUUCAGUAAUCAGGAUGUCCUGAUACCUGCAGCCGGACCUGGACGGUGGAAUGACCCUGAUAUGCUCAUCAUUGGCGACUUUGGCCUCAGCAUGGACCAGUCUCGGUCUCAGAUGGCUCUGUGGGCGAUCAUGGCUGCUCCUCUUUUCAUGUCCAAUGACCUGCGCACCAUCAGCAGCGGAGCCCGCAGCAUCCUGCAGAACAAAAUGGCCAUUACCAUCAACCAGGACCCCUUGGGAAUCCAGGGAAGGCGCAUUUUAAAGGAAAAGAGUGGCAUUGAAGUCUACUGGCGCCCCUUGUCAAAAAAUGCCAGUGCACUGGUAUUCUUCAGUCGUCGCACUGACAUGCCAUACCGCUACCAGACUAACCUCAAAAAACUUAACUACACCACCGGCAGCUACAAGAUCUAUGAUGUCUUCACUGAUCAGACCAUGAUGCAGAAAGACUCCACUGACUUUGUGGUAUCAGUGAACCCCACAGGUGUGGUCAUGUGGUACGUGUCUGCACCCGCCAAACUGAACCUCCGCCAGUUCUUUAAAGGCGGCAGAUUACAGGGAUUCGCCUAUGACGAUGAUGAAAACGCCAUCCCUCGUGUUUUCCUCUGAUCACUGACUGACUUCAUCAUCGAAUAAUCACAUCACAGUUUCUGCCUCAGUGCAGUGGCUCCUGAUGAACUGACAACACCUCACACCACAGCGUUUGGUGCUCAAAGGACUUAUUUCUCGAUUUAGCCACAAAGUGCAGAUGAUGAGCUCUAAAUUGAGUCAUUGUAAAAAGAUGGCACUGUCUGUUCUGACGAAUAAAAUCACUUUAAGCUCAGGGACAACCAUUUUGCAUCUGGAUAUGUCACGAUUUUGAAAUUCUUCAUGUAAUCAUUUUCUCAAAUUCUGCUCUAACAGAACUCGCCAAGGAUGAAAAACUGAUUGUAGAUCAGCGCUAUGACUCAGAAGUCUCUGCUUUUAAUAAAAAAUAUAUUUUAAAGAAACAGGAUAGUAUGUGUUUAUAAGGAAUACUAUGCAGGAAUUCGGCUACUGAGUACCGCAGCGAAACUGGAAGUGAAAGCCAACGGCAGCAUUGUCUGCUUUGCAUUUUGGCUCACUCUGUUUAUAUUUGUGUCCGCUCUUGGAUGCAAGCUGCUUACAGUCUGUCACCUGCUCUCUACCCGAACCUCACCCUGCUGUGCCCAACAACUUCUUUACAAAAAAAAAAGUAGAAGUAGAAACAGAUGGCAGAGUCACAGCAAACUGCUGGUGGGUCAUAAGUGAUGAUUGAGAGGGAUUACUUUGUCAUGAGUCUAUACAUUUUUUUUCUUUUGGGAAAAUCCUGCAUAUUAAACCUUGGAGCUGUCCCAAAAAGCACAAAGAAAGAUGAUAAAGGCCUCUGCACUGCUACUUUUUCUGAAUGUUUACAUUUAAAUGCUUUGUUAAAGGUGCAGUCGGUGAUUCUUUUCUAAUACACUUUUUGUCUAAUUCAGCAAACAUCUCCUCACAGUCCGCUAGCUGCGCAGCCCUGGCUCUGUAAAUGGGAAACAAAGAGGCUUGAAAUGGGUGUUUAUGCACAGGACAGAGGGGUAGCUAUGUGUUUAUAAAGAGAAAUGCGGUGGGAAAAAGAGGGACAGUAAAUCUGGCAGAGUUCACAUGUUUGGAUGUUGAGUUCAAAUAUCAACAAUCUUUCUCCGGGAUCGCUGAUUUCACCUCAAAAGGAGAAUUGUUUUAGUUGUUUAAGAAAUGUUUUUAUAAGAAAUGAUUCUGUGAAUUAUAUGUUUUUGCCUUCACUAUAAUAAAUCAUUUGCUUUUCAAUCA
Messenger RNA from Plectropomus leopardus (leopard coralgrouper), 2754 nucleotides. RefSeq names its product alpha-N-acetylgalactosaminidase-like. Gene Ontology annotation, biological process: oligosaccharide metabolic process; glycoside catabolic process. Gene Ontology annotation, cellular component: cytoplasm. Gene Ontology annotation, molecular function: alpha-galactosidase activity. Lineage: Eukaryota; Metazoa; Chordata; Actinopteri; Perciformes; Serranidae. The record is from RefSeq and is a predicted model, not a curated record.